AAAAUAUCAAGCUUUAUAUUUUGGAUGUUAUUUCUCCAUACUUGAUGAAGCUGCAAAUGUUCUAAUAUACCCAAUAUUUAAAGUCAAGUAAACAACAAACCAUUAAACCUUUUUUUUAACCAUUAAACCUUAAUUAACAGAGAAUUUGUUGUUGAAUAAAACCAACCGAAAGAGUACUAAUUUACUCAUUUAUCUUAUUUCUUUCUAAACGAUCAAGACCAUCCGGUGGGUACAAGCCAUUACUCAUGUAUAUAAGAGGCACAAGCCGGUAGUAAAAUCUGAGUCGGUCGGUCUUAAAAUCGCAUAGAUUUACUCUGUUCGUACUCAAAAGAUUUCGCGUAUCUAGAAAACGUUGCAGUGUGAAAACAAAAAUCACUUUCCGUGUAAAAAUAAUAUAAAAUGAAAAGAGAAGAAUUUAUUGAUAACCUAACUAACAACCAAAAGAUGAAAAACACGAUACCAACUUCUACCUGCAUUCUAAAGUUUCUUUAAAUGUUGUAGCUGUCUCCUUUGCAUUUCCCAUCUUCUCUCCUUAUUUCUCUCCCUCACUCCUAAAACUUAAAUUCACAUUUACAUAUAUUAGUUUUUUUUUCAUUUAUAUAUUUUCCUCUCAUCUCAGAUCUUCUUUCACCCUCUUCUCUUUUCCAUUGUUCUUUGGAUCAAGAAUCAAGUACUAUUGUCUUACAUAAUCGACAUAAGAGCUCUUAUGGACCAAGAUGGUCCGAACUACGAACCAGAAACGGUGCCGUGCAGCAACAGCAGUUGCAAGAGCAAGAUUGUUCCUGGAGAUGGAAGCAGCGGUCCGAAGAAAAUAAAAUCUCAGAAGACAAGAAAACGACGAGAAUUGAUGUCGUAUAGUGAGCUUCCGGAGUACAUGAAGGAUAACGAAUAUAUAUUGAAUUAUUACAGAGCUGAAUGGUCCAUUAGAGAUGCUUUCUUCAGCGUCUUCAGUUUCCACAAUGAGUCCCUCAACGUCUGGACACAUUUACUUGGUUUCAUUUUAUUUGUGGGACUAACCGUAGCUAACAUUAUGCAUCACGAUAAAUUCUUCCCCGUGGAUGCAAAGAGUCCAGGGAAUGUAACAAGAUGGCCAUUUUUCGUCUUCUUAGGAGGCUCAAUGUUCUGCCUUCUCUCAAGCAGUAUUUGCCACCUCUUCUGCUGCCACUCCAAAGACCUUAACGUCUUCCUCCUCCGCAUAGACUAUGCCGGUAUCACUGCCAUGAUCAUCACUUCUUUCUUCCCACCAAUCUACUACAUCUUCCAGUGCACUCCUCGUUGGUACUUCAUCUACCUCGCAGGCAUUACCUCUAUGGGAAUCUUUACGAUCAUCACACUCUUCACUCCAUCACUUUCCUCUCCCAAGUACCGAGGUUUUCGAGCUUUGCUCUUUGCCUCCAUGGGGCUUUUCGGGAUCGUGCCUGCUGUCCAUGCGAUAGUGGUCAACUGGGAAAACCCGCAAAGGAACGUGACACUCAUGUACGAGCUGGGCAUGGCAGUGUUCUAUCUUGUUGGGACAGGGUUCUAUGUAGGUAGAGUACCUGAGAGGCUUAAACCUGGAUGGUUUGACCGAGUAGGACAUAGUCAUCAGAUCUUCCAUGUGUUCGUUAUGUUGGGUGCUUUGUCCCACUAUGCAGCUGCUCUUCUGUUCUUAGACUGGCGCGACCAUGUUGGUUGUUAAACCAUGAUAUAUUUUGUAGUAGUUCUUUUGAAGAUUUUUUUUUUUAAUUAUUAGUGUGUUUGUAUCAAACCCAUUCGUUGUUAAAUUAAAUUGUAAUUCGACUUGUGCUAUUUUAUUGAAUAGUAUGAUUUUCAGAAGUGCUGGAUAUGCUA
This is a messenger RNA of Brassica rapa (field mustard), 1830 nucleotides long. RefSeq names its product heptahelical transmembrane protein 1. The record is from RefSeq and is a predicted model, not a curated record. Gene Ontology annotation, molecular function: signaling receptor activity. NCBI's taxonomy places the organism in Eukaryota, Viridiplantae, Streptophyta, Magnoliopsida, Brassicales, Brassicaceae. Gene Ontology annotation, biological process: response to hormone. Gene Ontology annotation, cellular component: membrane.